Drosophila hydei is the source of this 1107-nucleotide messenger RNA. Its product is annotated as glutaminyl-peptide cyclotransferase. Gene Ontology annotation, molecular function: glutaminyl-peptide cyclotransferase activity; zinc ion binding. The coding region runs from base 61 to 1092 and encodes 343 amino acids. The record is from RefSeq and is a predicted model, not a curated record. The transcript is spliced from 4 exons. Lineage: Eukaryota; Metazoa; Arthropoda; Insecta; Diptera; Drosophilidae.
UAAAGCGAUCAGCUUCAGUGCUCCAUAAAGCUUUCUUUUGUUCAGACGCUGAAUGUGAAUAUGAUGGUGAAGGGGUCUUUUGGUUAUAUUUUGAUCAUCGUUGGGCUGAUCGUAGUAGUUGAUUACGCACGCUCCCAACAGGCCAACCUGCACACAACGCAACUGGCUGAUGAUGAGGUACAUUUUAAUAAAAGUCUGGAAGCCAUUUUGGUGCCGCGCGUUGUUGGUAGCCGUGGCCAUCAGCAGGUCCGCAACUACCUAGUUACUUCACUAAAAGCCCUUGGCUUUCAAGCGGAAGUGGAUGAGUUUAAACAAAGUGUACCAAUCUUUGGCGAGCUCACGUUUGCCAAUGUCAUCGGCUACAUCAAUCCGCAAGCGCAAAAUUUCUUGGCACUCGCCUGCCACUACGAUAGCAAGUACUUUGCGGAAGAUCCCGGAUUUGUCGGUGCCACCGAUUCGGCUGUGCCCUGUGCUAUACUCUUGAACACGGCAAAAACGCUGAACAACUAUCUGCUGCAACAAUUCCGUAAUCGUAAUGAUCUCGGCUUGAUGCUUAUCUUCUUUGACGGCGAGGAAGCCUUCAGGGACUGGACCAGUACGGAUUCGGUUUAUGGUUCACGUCACUUGGUCACAAAGCUUGCUCAAACGCGCAGCCCAACUGCAACGUCAAAGGGCCCGGGUACCCGUCGCAUUGAUCGCAUUGAGGUGCUCGUGUUACUUGAUUUGAUUGGUGCACGCAAUCCAACAUUUUCCAGCUUCUUUGAGAAUACGGACGGCUUGCAUUCUAGUCUAGUGCAGAUCGAGCAAACGUUGCGCGCUUCUGGUCAGCUGGAGGGCAACAACAAAAUGUUUCUAAAUCGUCCCGCUGGCGGAUUUACUGAUGACGAUCAUCGCCCGUUUCUGGAGGAGAAUGUGCCUGUAUUGCACUUGAUAGCGACACCUUUUCCAGCCAAUUGGCACACACCAAACGACAAUGCUGCCAAUCUCCAUUGGCCUUCAAUUCGCAACUUUAACCGAAUCUUCCGCAACUUCGUCUACGAAUAUCUGAGACGACAUAGCGUGCCCAUUGAUCUACGUUUCCAUCGUAGAUAGAAUUGCAGUUUUUAU